AUGAAAUACGCCCACCUUUUUCUAGACCUGGUACGAGUGGGGAAACCGAGACGAAGACAGGAGGCGACGUGCACCCACUUGGCCAAGGAGCCCAUCUUCCGGGGGGCUGGAGCCCUUGCCCCGCGCUUCCCCAGCGGACGUCCCUACCCGGCGGGGGACUGCGCUGCGCCCCGGCGCCCCCGAGUGGAGGGAGAGGUAAGCAGGGAGCGCCGGGCGGGUGGGGCGGGGCGCGGUGACAACGCAGAGCCGGGCCCGCCCCUGGCUCCUACCCGCGGAGCCCACAGCGCCCGCCCGCUCGCGGCCGCCCGGGAGCUCGUCCAGCCCCGCGCUCCGCUCGCCCGCGCCCGUCCGCCGGCCGCCUGCGCUCGCCCAACCGCCGCCCGCGCCCGUCCGCCGGCCCCCGCGGCUCCACGGCUCGGUAAGCGUCCUACUGGCCAGGGGUCCCCCUCGUGCUCGCGGGGUUCCCUGCCCCCGCGCCGGGGCCCCAGCCAUAUCUGGGCAAAAUAUUCAGCUGUCGCCGCCGCAGCCGCCAGGAGGGACUGA
Molecule: messenger RNA, 543 nt
Organism: Rangifer tarandus platyrhynchus (Svalbard reindeer)
Lineage: Eukaryota; Metazoa; Chordata; Mammalia; Artiodactyla; Cervidae
Source: the annotation of a GenBank genome assembly